AUGAAGGCUACUUUCUUCAUAUGCUUCCUCACAACAUUCACCUUCUCUUGCUCAUCCAAAACCACCACCACUACUGGCAGCAUAAACUGGUGGUGCACUCAAACCCCAUACUACCAAACAUGCACUCGCUACAUUGCCGAGAGUAGCCCCUCCACCGCGAACAUAUCUAUAAACGAGUUCCUAGACAUAACUGUAAACACGGCUAUAGACGAAGCACGCGUGGUCCUGAAACGCACCCAAGGGAUCGAGGCCCGUACUAACCCAAACGGUAUAGAAAAAAUCUUAUGGCAUAGUUGUGCUGAUUUCUUUGAUGGGAUCGUGUUCACACUGAACAUGGUCCUUGACCAUACCCACCAACCCAACCCAGAUGACAUCCACACGUGGAUAAGUGCUAGUAUAAUCUACAUCAACAUGUGCGAAAAAGGGUUUGAGAUGAAGAACAUAACCACCGACUUGUUACCCAAAGUAACCACCAAUUUAACACAGCUACUACUCAACUCUUUGGCUAUUAGUGUUGUUAUCAAGGGUGGUAAUCCUCCUGGGUUGCACGAAUUGAACUUUGACAACGAGUUAUACAAUUUUUUGGGUUUGGAAACAGUACAGCCAAACGUGGUGGUGGCUAAAGAUGGCUCGGGAAAUUUUACAACAAUUCAAGAAGCUGUAAACUCUAGGGGCCAAGGAGCAUCGGGCCAAAGGUAUACAAUUUACGUGAAAAGUGGGGUGUAUGAAGAAUAUGUUGUUAUCCCACAAGAGGCACCGCUUAUUACCAUGUAUGGUGACGGAAUUGGUAACACCGUCAUCACCGGCAACCGGCAUUUCAAUGGCAGCGACUUGAAGGGAACGGCCACGUUUAUUGUAUGGGGUAAACGAUUUAUCGCUCUAAACAUGACGUUUCGGAACACGGCGGGGCCGGAAGCUCAGCAAGCGGUGGCGUUCCUCUCAGGCUCCGACAAAUCAGCCUACUACCAGUGCAGCUUUGAGGGCUACCAAGACACGCUAUAUACUUUCCAUUCCAGACAAUUUUACAAACAAUGCCAAAUCUUUGGAACUGUAGAUUUCAUUUUCGGCGCCAGUCCAGCCGUGUUCCAAGAUUGUGAUAUCUUGUUGAGGAAACCACUACCCGAAGGAGGGUUGGUUGUGACGGCUAACGGUCAGAAAUUCAGUAAUCUAAGCGGCGGAUAUUCGUUUCAAGGGUGUAAAAUACAUGCUGCAGACGAUCUUAAGCCUGUUGUAGGCCAAUUCGCAAAAGCCUUUUUAGGAAGACCAUGGUUUCAAUACUCUGAGACAGUUUAUAUGGAAUCUUUUAUUGAUGAUUUGGUGGACCCGCAAGGAUGGCUUGAUAGUUGGGGUUACAAAGAAACUGCUUAUUGUGGGGAGUAUAAGAAUUCUGGACCAGGUUCAUCUACUGAUCAAAGAGUCGAUUGGCCUGGUUUCCAUGUGAUAACAGAUCCAAAUACUGCCAAUCAAUUCACUGUUGCUGAGUUCAUUAAUGGAACCGAAUGGCUUCCUACAUACGGUGUGCCUUUUGUAUCCGGGCUUGAAACUCUGUAA
Helianthus annuus (common sunflower) is the source of this 1551-nucleotide messenger RNA. RefSeq names its product pectinesterase. The transcript is spliced from 2 exons. Lineage: Eukaryota; Viridiplantae; Streptophyta; Magnoliopsida; Asterales; Asteraceae. Gene Ontology annotation, molecular function: pectinesterase activity; pectinesterase inhibitor activity. Gene Ontology annotation, biological process: cell wall modification. The record is from RefSeq and is a predicted model, not a curated record. The coding region runs from base 1 to 1551 and encodes 516 amino acids.